CCUUGCACCGGCCCUGAAACCAGGCAACAGAGUUUAACACAGCGACUGGAUCCGGCAAAGAAAGUUUUCCCGGUGUCGAUUAGGCGCACCUUAUCGUUGUCAGCCAACAGCCUGAGCGAUGGCCCAUUGCAAGCGACUACAGUUGUUAGAGGUGUCCGGUAUGCGGGAGCUGGGCACGUUGAAGUCUUCCCUCUCCUCACUGAAACCACGAGGUACUGGUUUCUUCUGCUGGGAUACGUAUUGCGGUUGGAGAUUGAAACAUAUCAUUUCUUAGACAGUUUGUUUAAUCAAUCCUGUCGUUCAGUGGGUCAUCGCAGGGGAAUUGAAUCUAUUUUUGUUCUACGGGUUUACUUUGAUGUCAAAAACACAACAGUGGGUCUAUAACCUGCGUAUUUGUUUAAAAUUUGAUUUAUUAUUUCAGACGUACGCCACUGCUAGUUUCCACUGAAUGUCGCAGAGAAAACCUGCAUAACGGACAAAGAAAGAUGAAUACAUAAAAACACACUAGAAACAAGCCAAAAUCAACCGAUGUCAAAUGUUAAAUGUAUGUACGGCAUCAAACAUAACAAUAUAACAACACAGCCGAAUACAGUGAGCUAAAACAACGAGACAGUUGCAACAAAAACAGUCAAUACAGACAUACAACAACCUUGGACAACACACGUCAGAGAGAGGAACCCAACGAUGAUACUAAAACAGAUAAUCUGACCCACUAAAACGACAAUAGAGUGACGCUCAUGCGUCAAAGAACAUGCGUAUUUGUUUAGUGACUUGCGAACGUAUUAAAUGUUCCAACACGCAGCCAUAGACGUGCAAGUCUAUGGAAAGUGUUCUUUGGGCGGUGCCCAUUUCACUUUCUCUUCUGGUCGCAUUUGAUUAGGUGUUUUUCGUUGACUUAUUUUAUUUCAUGGCGUGUCAAACAACAUGUGCUCUAAUGAUAAGGGCUACUCAAUGCACAUACAUUUGCAAUCUAGACUGUCACCAAAGAUUAAGGUGAGUUUUGUAGGUCUCUCUUCAUUGCUUUAUUUGUUUUACCGUUCCUGUUAAAUUUGUGGACAUUUCAAGCAAUGUAAUUUUCGCAAACAAAAUUAUUUUGUAUGUUUUAUAGUUUAGGCAAAGUGAGCAAUGAAUUCGCAAUAUUCUGGUUAUUGUUUUCGUAUCAAGAAUCCAAAGCAAUUGAUACAAGGAGCCAAAAAUUACUCGUGGUUAUCACUGUGUCCCGCGAUAAAUUUAAAGAUAACAUUGGCUCGCAUAAGUUGAUAAAUAUAAAAUCAACAUAAAGAUUUCAAAUAUGUCCUAUUUACCAUUGUUUCCCGUCGUAUGGAACGUUAAUGAUUUCUCCCAGAGAAAAAAUUAUAUCCAGUAAUAAUUAUAAUGCUGUUGUUUGGUUAGUCAGUAGAAAAAAUUGUUUCUGUUAACACUACAACAAAAUAAUCUGAAUCUAACAGCUAACUAUACAUAAAAUAUGCUCUUAUCUUGGGAAAUAAUGUGUAUUAACACAUUUUACAGCUUAUAAUUAAAACGAUCAUUCCGUGUAAUUUCUUCGCGCCAGGCUAAACUCCAAUGUCCUAUACACAAUCUCAAGCGUAUUCAUCCUUUGCACUGGGCUGCGCGUAGUUUAUUUCUAGGAUUGCCGAGGACGUACUAACAGAACUUCGGCCGAUCAUAACAGUAGACCAUGUAUUAUUCUUUUAGUUGUUUUUUUUUUUUUUAGUUUGAUAGGGUUUCGUGUCACACGGUCAUGCACAGAGUCUAAUGACGAUGAGACCACGAAGAUUAGAUUAGGCUGGGAACCACCAGGGGACCAAUAAAGCGCUCAAUAAAUAAAGCGCAUUAAUGCAAGGAGGAACAAAAAAAAAACACGUUUCUCGUUCCACAGCCAUUUUUAUGAAUCUUCGCGAAUAAGAUCUACUAUUGCCUCACCACCGCAUUUUUUUGCCGUCAUUAUUUUCCAUCUCGAUUUCUUUUAAAAGUAAUUGAAUAUUGUUAACGAUUCUAAGCUAUGAACACGAAAUGGAGAAAUGGCAGACGGCGGGGAAGAUGGUGAUGCCGGGGCGGGACUGUGCUCGUCUGCGCGGCUGCGCCGAGCCAGGGGGAAGCGGCGGCCUUGGAGCGCAGACACGCGGCGGGCCUCGAGCCGGGGCCCUGGCCUCGCGCCGCGCGGGGAAGGGCGGGGUUCGACCCGCUCGCUCGGUAUGGAUUUUCCCCGCCUGGCGGGCCGGCGGGUUGGAGGGUCGGGCGGUGUGUGUCUGAGCUGUAGUUGCCGCGUCUGCCGCGGCGCGGCGCUGCGCGCGCCCCCCGGCACGCCAGGCGGGAGUGGAAUGCCCUCGCCGUCCUCAACCUCAACAGUUCACUGCUUGGCGCUGCCGGUUGCACUGGCCGCUCGCCCCGCGCGCAGACGGCCGGAGGAUGUCAACUGUUCAGCUGUCCCCUCCGGGCUCAGGCCGCGCUCGCGCUUAGCUCGCGUCCGCGCUGCAUGAAGCCUCGUGCUCGGUGCGGGCGGUCAGCGCCGUUGGGCGCGUGCACUCUGGCGCGCCUCGAGACCACGUGGGACGGGUCACGUGACGAGCAUCACCAAGCAUGUGGCACGGAUGAACCAGACUACCUUUGAAGGUUUAGCGGUGAAAAUUGGACUAUAAAUCUGCAAGAAGGAAACACACAAGAACCGAUCACUUUCCAAGAUCAGUGUUCACUUGCGUCAGGAGCGGAAAACGUGAUUACAGCACGUACUGGAUAUUUAUUUCAUCAAUGAAGCGUCGCUGUAGUCCAAACAAACAGCGUCUGGCUUGUCAGCAAUAAUCAGAUUGUACGCAAAUCUAUAGUUACAAUCUAGUGCUAACAGUAUCACGUUGUUAAUAAUUAAGAAUUUAUUUUUACUGUUAAGAUUUUAUUUGAAUAAAACAAAUUUUAAGGGAAGAAUUUCAAACUAAUAUUUUGAAUAUUUUUUGUAUAUAAUGUGUAUGUAAAUAAUUUAGUCAGCAUAAAAAACCUACUAAAUUUAAAAUAUUUUUUUUUAUUAUCUUGAGACACUUUUGCCCAUCCAAUUUGGCAGCAAGGAUGUGUAAACGUUUAAGUGGUACUCUACACAGCACAAAAUUUAGAAAUAAUUUUCUCUAAUGCUGCAGCAACGUUACAUUAUGUUAGUAAGUUAACGUUACACAUUGUUUAUUGUAAAUGAUGUCGUGAUAGAACGAACAAGAGCCCAAACAUGAUAUUAAUCACAUUGGUAAACGAAGCAUGGAGCAACAGGCAACAAUAUAAGUGCAAGUAUGUGAGGUAAAUAUUAAUACAAUUCUUUACUUGCAAAUCUCUGCAUCUGAAUGGUUACGGAAAUAUCUUAACCAACACGAAAAUAAUUUAAAUUAU
Bacillus rossius redtenbacheri is the source of this 3366-nucleotide messenger RNA. RefSeq lists its product as uncharacterized. NCBI's taxonomy places the organism in Eukaryota, Metazoa, Arthropoda, Insecta, Phasmatodea, Bacillidae. The transcript is spliced from 3 exons. The coding region runs from base 2022 to 2480 and encodes 152 amino acids. The record is from RefSeq and is a predicted model, not a curated record.